This is a messenger RNA of Parnassius apollo (apollo), 699 nucleotides long. The record is from the annotation of a GenBank genome assembly. Lineage: Eukaryota; Metazoa; Arthropoda; Insecta; Lepidoptera; Papilionidae.
AUGGUGUUUCUAUACGCUACCCUAAUAAUAAUUAAGAGAUCAGGCGAUUAUCACCUCAUAUAUAAAACUGAGCUUCUAACGUACUCUGAUUAUGGUAUAGGAUUAUCUGCUACACCAGCUGGUGUCAACAAUUUACCCUUAAUCUGGUAUAAGGAUGGCGAUUCAAAUGAUUAUCAAAAAUACGUUAACGCAAUCGACGAACUUCUAUCUGCCAACAUAAGAAAACGUGACGCUAAAAACUUUUCUAAUUUAGGUCCUUGCGGGCGCUCACCAUACGGUUAUGGAGAUAAACCUUGCGUAAUUAUAAAAAUUAAUAAACAGCUUGGAUGGUCAGUUAAACCAAUGGAUUUAAACACUACAAAUGUUCAAAAUGUAAAUUCAACAAAUUUUCAAAAUGUUCCUGCAAAAUUAAAAGAAUUAUUGAAAUUUGAACAAAGAAAACUUUUAUUAAAUUGUGACGGUUAUCACCAAUACGAUAAGGAGCAUGUUGGCAAAAUUUCUUACUUUCCAGAUCCACCAGGUAUUGAUGCAAAUAUAUUUCCUUUGGAUAUGCAAGAUAAUUCACCGUUAAUAGCAAUACAAAUCUCUCACUUCACGCUUGGUAUAUCAAUAGCAAUCGAAUGUAAGCUAUGGUACGAGGGUGGCCCAUCAUCAGUUCAAUUUUUGCUUUAUGUCUCACCAAUGACCACUGUUGUAUAA